UUCAUCGAAAGCAUAUAUAAAGGUAUCUCUCGGCGCAGAUAUAAUUUGUUAUACAAAGUGUAUUGACUGUCAACUCAUCUUAGACCACACAUACACUUUUGAGGCUAAUCGUCAAACAAAAUGGACGCCAGCAUCGACUGUAAUCGUGUGGAAUAUGCGAGCAUUAAUCAACCCACCUCCACUGACCCGCCAAAAGAGAAGAACAAUUCUGAGGUAAUAAACAGCAAUCAAGCAACAUCCUUUGACCCGUUAGAAGGGAAAAUGAAGCCUGAUGUUAGGAACAGCAAUCAAGCCCCCUCAACUGACCUGUCAGAAGGACGUGGUCCGUCUGAUGUCAUGAACAGCAAUCAAGCCACCUCCACUGCCCCGCCAAAAGAGAAGAAUCAUUCUGAGGUAAUAAACAGCAAUCAAGCAACAUCCUUUGAGCCGUUAGAAGGGAAACUGAAGCCUGAUGUUAGGAACAGCAAUCAAGCCCCCUCAACUGAACUGUCAGAAGGACGUAGUCCGUCUGAUGUCAUGAACAGCAAUCAAGCCACCUCCACUGCCCCGCCAAAAGAGAAGAAUAAUUCUGAGGUAAUAAACAGCAAUCAAGCAACAUCCUUUGAGCCGUUAGAAGGGAAACUGAAGCCUGAUGUUAGGAACAGCAAUCAAGCCCCCUCAACUGAACUGUCAGAAGGACGUAGUCCGUCUGAUGUCAUGAACAGCAAUCAAGCCACCUCCACUGCCCCGCCAAAAGAGAAGAAUCAUUCUGAGGUAAUAAACAGCAAUCAAGCAACAUCCUUUGAGCCGUUAGAAGGGAAACUGAAGCCUGAUGUUAGGAACAGCAAUCAAGCCCCCUCAACUGAACUGUCAGAAGGACGUAGUCCGUCUGAUGUCAUGAACAGCAAUCAAGCCACCUCCACUGACCCGCCAAAAGAGAAGAACAAUUCUGAGGUAAUAAACAGCAAUCAAGCAACAUCCUUUGAGCCGUUAGAAGGGAAACUGAAGCCUGAUGUUAGGAACAGCAAUCAAGCCCCCUCAACUGAACUGUCAGAAGGACGUAGUCCGUCUGAUGUCAUGAACAGCAAUCAAGCCACCUCCACUGCCCCGCCAGAAGGUAGUGGUCUGGUUGAUGUUAUGAAAAGUAAUCAAGCCACUUCAACUGACCUGUCAGAAGGAAACAAAGGAAGGAGUCAACCUGAUGGUAUGAACAUCAAUCAAGCCACCUUCACUGACCCACUAGAGGGAAACAGUCAGCCUGAUAUUAUGAACAGGAAUCAAGCCACCUCCUUUGACCCGUUAGAAGGAAAAAGACAGUCUGAUGUUAUGAACAGUAAUCAAGCCCCCUCAACUGAGCCGUCAGAAGGAUACAGUCAGUAUGAUGUCAUGAACAGCAAACUAGCCCCCUCAAUUUACACGCUAGAAGGAAACAGAAACAGCCAGCCUGAUGUUAUGAAAAGCAAUCAAGCCCCCCCAACUGACCCGUCAGAAUUAAACAGUCCGUCUGAUGUCAUGAACUCCAACCAAGCCACCUUCCCUGACCCGCUAGAAGGAAACAGUUAG
Molecule: messenger RNA, 1542 nt
Organism: Mizuhopecten yessoensis (Yesso scallop)
Lineage: Eukaryota; Metazoa; Mollusca; Bivalvia; Pectinida; Pectinidae
Product: skin secretory protein xP2-like
Exons: 4
Coding region: 121-1542 (473 amino acids)
Source: RefSeq, a predicted model, not a curated record